GUGUGGUUCCAGAACCGGCGCGCCAAGUGGCGGAAGACGGAGAAGACGUGGGGCCGCUCCACCAUAAUGGCCGAGUACGGCCUGUACGGCGCUAUGGUGCGCCACUCGCUGCCGCUGCCGGAGACCAUCACCAAGUCGGUCAGCGAGGACAAGGACUGCCCGGCGCCCUGGCUCCUCGGCAUGCACCGCAAGUCCAUGGAGGCCGCCGAGCAGCUGAAAAACGUCGCGGACGACGACACUGGCAGUCUGCCGGGCAGCGGGGACGAGCGGCCGCCGGCCGAGCUGUGCCUGCCGCCGCCGCCGGGCGCCGCCGAGUCCGAGCCGCCCGCCGGACCCGACUUCCGCAGCAGCAGCAUCGCGGCGCUGCGGGCGCGCGCGCAGGAGCACAGCGCCCGCCUGCUCAGCGACGCCGCCCAGAUGACCUCGGCCAUCCUGCAGCGGGGCGCAGCGGACGCCACAGCGCCCCCUGAGCAGCCGGCGGCAGGCAUCGGCUGCCUGUUCUGAGGGAGGGUAGGCAGGCUGUCUAUUUGGAGGGAGGCUGGCUGUGCCUCCCUUCUCUCCAUCAAGAAGGGAGGCAGCUGCUCUAAGGGAGGGUGUGGCAAGCUGUCUGUUCUGCGGGAGCAAGCAGGCGAAACUUGAGUAUAUGAUGGCAGGGAGUUUGAUGGGAUGGAAAAGUGAAACGCUUUGGAUUUUGAACAGCUCAGGAGCACGAUCGAAGGCUGAGCUUUUUGGAACGCAAGGAACCCAGGGAGUUCGAUCUGAGCUAGAACCUCAGCUUCUACACCCCAAAACUAUCACAGCUUGGGUGAGUCGCCAAAACUGGGACUGGUCCUGAGCGCUGUCGAAUGUCGAUACAGGAAUGCCGAUGUCGAUGUCGAAUGUCGAUGUCGAUACCAUGGUAAGCGGUACGCUCAUGGUGUCUGUUGCUAUAAUCAAUAAUAGUCCCUCAGCCAGGCAGGCCGGUUUAUGGGAGCGUCACCACUCUGCAAUGUCGGGCCCGGUCAGGUGUAUUCGUAUUAUGAACGGUCACAAGAGGUCCGACGGGAGAUGGGUGCGGUGACAAAACAAAUACGGUCAAUAUUUGGUCGGAAUAGAGCGCUACGACCGUCAUGUCAUGUCAUUACUGUCAGCUUUAAUGUCUAAUGGAAUGUUGAAGCAGGAUGCGUAGGAUGAGUGAGCGCAAGAAUAACUGAUUUUAACUAUUGUCGGAUUGAGUGUAUAUGAGUAUACAUACACUCAGUUAUGUCGGAGUUUUAUUGUGACAACGCGACACUAACCGUCAGCAGUUGUAUGUCAGAGACAGCUGCUGGGUCUUAUUCGUGUACCUAUGAAUGCACAGUGAAUGCAUGCGUCAGGAGUUUUCAACACAUGUUAACACUACAAGUACACGUGUGUAUUUACUAGUUGCGCAUAUUUGUAAUACUUUACUUGAUGUAAAUGUGACCCCACCCCUGCCAGUCAGCUGGAUGCCAGUGUUAACAAGUGUGAGACGCCGUUCUUCAUAGAGAAUCAGGCACUAAACUAUACCUAAACUUGUGUUUCCGGUUACCUCGUGUGAACCUGUUGCAAAACUCGAGCAAUGAUGAAUGUCAAAAUAAAACUAAACACAAG
Amphibalanus amphitrite is the source of this 1611-nucleotide messenger RNA. RefSeq names its product visual system homeobox 2-like. The transcript is spliced from 2 exons. The record is from RefSeq and is a predicted model, not a curated record. Gene Ontology annotation, molecular function: sequence-specific double-stranded DNA binding. The annotation marks the transcript as partial. Gene Ontology annotation, biological process: regulation of transcription by RNA polymerase II. Gene Ontology annotation, cellular component: nucleus. Lineage: Eukaryota; Metazoa; Arthropoda; Thecostraca; Balanomorpha; Balanidae.